AUGGCUGGGAAACAAGCGAUCAAGAAAGCGAACAAGGCUGCCAACAAGAGCAAGCAGGCUGCCAACAAGAAAGGCAAUGACAAGUCUAUCAAAAAGGCCGUCAACAAGCCAGGAUCAAAGAAUGCAAAGUCAAAGGAUCCAAUGGACAAGAUCCCAGACUAUGUACCCGUUCCUGAAGCCGAUAACGAAGACGUUGACAUUUCAGACGAGGAUCUUGCGUUCUUUGCCGAGAAUGAGCAGUUUGGCACCUUUUUAAAGUCCAUGGACUCCAAGGCCAUCACAAAGAAUCUCACACGUGAUGAAAAACCACGCAUUGAACGUCCUGAAUCGAAAAAGAAGCAGCAACAGCAGCAGCAACAACAGCCAUCGAGCGAAUCAGAAUCGGAUGAAGAGGAUUACGAUUAUGAUGAUCUUGAAAACAUGGCGAGUGAUGAUGUGGCUUCCAUUGUACUUUCGUCAUCGGAUGAAGAAGAGGAGGAAGAAGAUGCUGCAGAGGCUAUGGAGGAAGAUGUGCCACCAUCGAUCAGCGAUAUUGAAGAUGAAUUGGAGAACAUGGAACAGACACGUCCUUCCAAAAAGCGCAAGCAUGUCGAAUCGGAUGAUGAGGAAAUGGAUUAUGAGUUGCAGCCUCGUAAGGUUGGCAGUGAAUGGACCCAAAAGGAUUUCGUUGAACGCUUGCCUAUCAAGUUACCUGGAGGAAAGAUCGUCAAGGUGGAUCAGGAUGAGCAGGAGAAACAAGAGGCAUCUGCCGAUGAGAUGAGCCAAGAGGAAGAGGACGAGAAGGAGGAUCAAGCUGUUGAGGAGAAGGUGCAAGUCGAGGAAGAACCAGCACCCAAACUCACCAAGAAGCAAUACAUUUUGGCCAAGAAGGAAGAGCUCGCACAAAUCGCUACUCAGAUCCAAGAAGAUCCAGAUGAAAAUAUCAAUCAAUUGAAAGCAUUGCGUAAAAUUACGGCUGACACCAAUCCAACCAUCAAGAAACUUGCACUUCUCACUCAGCUUGCAGUAUACAAAGAUAUCAUUCCUGGCUAUCGUAUUCGUCCAUUGACUGAGAAGGAAGAAGCUGUCAAGGUAUCCAAGGAUGUCAAAAAGCUGCGAGAAUUUGAAAAGACGUUGCUCCACAACUAUGAGCUUUACCUCAAGGAAUUGGACACCUUGCUCAAGAGAAAAUCAGCCCAAAGUGAUACCAGCUUGAUCACCGUGGCAGUCAAGUGUCUUUGCGAAUUGCUCACCACCAAGACGCACUUCAACUUUCGAUUAAACUUGAUGAUGUCUAUUGUCACUCGGAUGAGCACGGUCCAAUGGAAUGAGGAUGCGGAUCUUUGCAGCAAAGCGAUCAUCAACGUGUUUGAAGAGGAUGAAACGGGACGUGUAUCAUUGGAUGCGGUUACUAUGAUCACUCGAAUGAUCAAGAGCAAAAACUAUCAGGUGCACGAGAAUGUCAUCAACACGUUCCUUCAUUUACGACUCAAGGAUGAAUUGACACCUGAAGCCAGCAAAAAGCACGGAGAUGGGGAUAAGCAAAACAAGAAACGCAAAAAGGAGUUCUUGACCAAGAAAGCACGCAAAGCACGCAAGGAGACAAAGGAAGUGGAAAAGGAAAUGAAGGAAGCUGAAGCCGUGGUUGACAAGGAAGAAAGGGAAAAAACGCACACGGAGACCCUGAAACUGGUCUUUGCCUUUUAUUUCCGUAUCCUCAAAAAGCAGUCGACUUCCCCCUUAUUGCCAGCUGUGUUGCAGGGUUUGGGCAAGUUUGCUCACUUGAUCAGCGUUGACUUUUUCGAUGAUUUGCUUGCAGCACUCAAAGAAGUAUUGGACAGCCUUGAACAUAGCACGAGCAAAGGCACAGCAGGUGCUGGUACACGAAAGCGCUUACUAUGCAUCAUCACCGCAUUCGAACUUCUUUCUGGUCAAGGCGAAGCAUUUGUCACAUACGAUCUCAAGGAAUACUAUUCAGCAUUGUAUGAGAUUCUCUUUGAGUCGACCUUCCAUUACAUGAUUGAGCAUAAACCCAAUCCCGAUGCUGCAUCCGAAAGCGACAUGUUAAUCCGUGGUCUGGAACUGAUGUUUGUCAAGAAACGCCAGAUACCCAUCGAUCGUAUGGCUGCAUUCAUCAAGCGAUUUUGCAUUGUGGCACUCAAUAUGCCUACCAAGACUGUUGCCAAUUGUAUGCAAUUGGUCAAGCGGCUGAUAAAUAAAGAUCGACGAUUGGAUGCACUUGUGCAAUCCGAAGAUCGCGCAGCAAGUGGUGUGUACAUGCCUUAUCUCCAAGAUCCAGAACUCUGCAACCCAUUUGGUACAAGUCUUUACGAACUCUUUUUGUACAAGGACCAUUAUGAUCCCAAUAUCCGAUCCUUUUCACAAUCUAUCCUUCAACCACCAGAAACCCAAUAA
This is a messenger RNA of Lichtheimia ornata, 2394 nucleotides long. RefSeq lists its product as uncharacterized. Gene Ontology annotation, cellular component: nucleolus. Gene Ontology annotation, biological process: DNA replication initiation. The transcript has 11 exons. Bases 1 to 2394 code for a protein of 797 amino acids. The record is from RefSeq and is a predicted model, not a curated record. NCBI's taxonomy places the organism in Eukaryota, Fungi, Mucoromycota, Mucoromycetes, Mucorales, Lichtheimiaceae. Gene Ontology annotation, molecular function: chromatin binding.